AUGCCCUUGGAAGCGAAAGAAAUUGAGCUCAAGGCGAAGGCCUUGACGAAGGCCGCUACUCAGAAUGAACCAGCAGCCAACAUUGUGUCCUUGCUUAAAGAGCUCCAGCAAGGUGUGAAAGCGACGGAGGAUCUGCUGCGGUCCACCCGUGUGGGAAUCAUCGUCAACAAGUUCAAACAGCACAAGUCGCCCGAGGUCUCCCGCUUAUCCAGUGAAAUCGUGUCCAGGUGGCGGACUGAAGUCAACAAGCAGAAGGCGAGUGGAUCACCCGCGCCCAGCCAGCGUUCAAGCAACUCGCCGCGCCCAGCCCAGAACGGAACCGCUUCACCUGCUGGUACGACGCCUACCGACAAGGCUUCCAAAUUAUCGGUUGCCCCGGAUAAACGUACAUGGAAGGCAGAUGGUGUGGAUGUCAACCAGACAGGAAAUAAGAUUCGGGAUAGUUGCAUUGGGCUGAUGUAUGAUGGACUCUGUCUGAACUCGACGGAAGCUCCACGUAAUGUUCUCUCCAAGGCGUCGGCCGUGGAGGCCGCAGCAUACAAGUCCUUGGGCCCCGAGACCAAAGCGCAGUACCGCACCAAGAUCCGCAGUUUAUUCCAAAACCUCAAGAACAAAUCGAAUCCGACUCUCCGCGUCCGUGUUCUCAGCAGCGACGUGACCCCCGAGCAGUUCGUGCGCAUGUCCCACGACGAGCUGCGCUCGGACGAACAGCGCGAGAAGGACGCAAAGAUCCAGAAGGAGAACAUGGACAAGGCAAUGGUCGCCCAAGCAGAGCGCAGUAUCAGUACCAGUCUGCAGUGCGGCAAGUGCGGACAGCGCAAAGUCACAUAUACCGAGGCGCAGACGCGCAGUGCAGACGAACCGAUGACUCUGUUCUGUACUUGUCUGAACUGCGGAAAGUCCUGGAAGCAGUAA
Molecule: messenger RNA, 915 nt
Organism: Aspergillus nomiae NRRL 13137
Lineage: Eukaryota; Fungi; Ascomycota; Eurotiomycetes; Eurotiales; Aspergillaceae
Product: transcription elongation factor DST1
Exons: 1
Coding region: 1-915 (304 amino acids)
Biological process (GO): transcription elongation by RNA polymerase I; DNA-templated transcription; transcription elongation by RNA polymerase II
Cellular component (GO): nucleus
Molecular function (GO): zinc ion binding; RNA polymerase II transcription regulatory region sequence-specific DNA binding
Source: RefSeq, a predicted model, not a curated record